Rotaria sp. Silwood2 is the source of this 1086-nucleotide messenger RNA. Lineage: Eukaryota; Metazoa; Rotifera; Eurotatoria; Philodinida; Philodinidae. The record is from the annotation of a GenBank genome assembly.
AUGGGUGUUUAUUUAAGUGACUUUUAUCCACGUUUAAAAAGUGAACUAGAAAAGGAAAAGCAAUGUUUAGAAUUAAUUAAAGAGAUUGAUAGAAAUCUGAAGGAUGUUGAUAGGCCAAAAAUGAAAAGAAUUCUAGAAAGAGUAGAUCACAAACUUCCUAGUACUAUAUUAACCGUCAAUGCUGAUUAUAAUUGUGACCAAGAAAAUGAAAGAGAAAUUGAAGAAAUGGAGCAGGCUGAGGUUGCUUCUGUAGUAGGAAAAACAUCGGCACAUGAAGAUACUUGGACUUUCGAUACGGUCUUUGAACAAAAUUUUAGAGAGAAAUGUUUACGAGAGGAGAAAGGCUAUCUAAAAUUAAAACAAUUGAGAAAAUGUUUUGAGUUUACCGAUAUUAAGCAUCUGAAAAACUUGAAAUGGCACAAUAAAGUCUUGGCGACAGAAAAUUUUAUAACAACAAUUGAAGACGUAGAUGACAAAAACAAACGAAAUCAAACCGAUUAUUUGAAACCAGUUAACAUGAUAUUAAUUCAUCGAACAGGUAAAGAAGUGUAUUUUAUUAUAGUUUCUACGUUUGAGGCUCAAUAUCUAAUUAAGUUAUUUCAUGAAAAACAAGAUCCUAAAGUAAGCAUAAUGCAUAUCGAUGAUGUGAAUGGUCCUACCAUGGUUCCAACAAAUGCUGUAAUGUUAACCAAAGAAGAAAUCAAUAAGGUAGUAGCUGUCAUUCGAUUAUUUAAUGGAGAUUGUCAUUAUAAUACAGAAGAAAUCAAUGUGAUAAAAAAAUGUGUUGCUAUUGUUGAGAGCAAUGCUUUUCAUGAAAAGAAAACAAAAUCUGAAGAAAUUCAUAAUGAACUUGAAUCUAGACACUAUCUUACGAACAGUUUUAUAACUUCUAAAUUAGCAACUCAAUUAGCUAAUGAAAAUGACAGAAUCUUACUAGAAACAGAAGCUGAGUUAGGAAUUGAUCUUCAACAUCGGCUUCAUUCGAUUAUUAAUGAAAGUAUUUCAGAAGAUGCUGAAAUUGUUUGGAGAUUACCUGAGCUAAUUAAACAGUUGAUUCGAAUUAGAGGGAAAAGUGAACAAUAUUAA